UGAAGUAAGCCGGUUUACAACUUUGCAGAAAUAAGUGAACCGGAUUUAGCGGAUACGGGAAGCCCGAACGCUCAUUUCGUUUUUAUCUUCAAGUUUUUGUCAAAAACCCACUAGCCUUCUAUUUGAUCUAUGAAUCAGGUGUAUUAAACUAAUUAUAAGAAUAAUCUAGUGAAAUUAUCUCAUUAGAAACUAAGCUUGUAGCAGAUCCAAAUGGAGCUGCAAGCAUUACUGGUUCUGGGAGGAUUGGGGGUGGCUGGCAUAGCAGUUCUCCUAUUGAUGGGACUGUUCUCAGCCUCAGGCACUAGCUAUGAAGAGGCUAUUGCACAACAACGUAAAGCAGCUACUGAGUUGUUGGCAUUAGCAGAAAACAAAAGCAAGUCGAAGAAAAAUGUGAAGAAGAAGGAUAAGAAGCUGGCCAAGAAAGAGAAGAGCAAGGAGAACUCUGGUACAACAGGCAGUGAAAUCGACAGUGAGGCCCCAGCUGAGAGUGGUCUAGAAGAUGACCCCACUCCACCAACUAAGGGACAUGUCGAAUUCUCCCCACCUGUUGUUGUUGAUGUACCCAGGGAUGCACCCCCUAAUGUUAAGAUACGCAAACGUGGCAAGGAUCCUAAGGUAAAGCCGAUUCUGUUGAACAAAGAGGAUCCGAGUUGCGUUAGUGAUCCGAGCACGGUCCCAGUGGCCGCCAAUACCACUGUCGCUAACCAUUUUGAGGAAAUGCAUCCAAAAGAUGAAAUUGAAUUGAUGCAAUCGGCCCUAUCAACUGAAAAAGUCGUCGAAAAAGUUGAGGAACCUGUUGACAAGAAGGAAGCAAAGCCUACAAAACCUCAAAAAACUGGCAAAGGUGCUCCUAAAGCAACUUCAUCCCCUGAGCUUAAAGAAGAAACAAAAGAAAAAAACAACACUGGGGACGCACCCAAGGAGCAACGUAAAGGUAAAAAAGAGAAGAAGCCUCAUGAUGAAGCAGCGGAAGUAGCACAACAGGAGAUUGUUCCACCAUUGAACAUACCACAGCCGACCGAGCUGACCACCGAAAAACUUCUGAAACAAGCAUUAGUUGUCGCACCUCCUGCGCCGUCGCCUCCAGCUAGCAAGGGGAAGAAGAAAAAACAAGAACCUAAUGUCCUCACGCUCAUGGUUGGCGACCACGGUGGCGUAAACGUUGGCGAGCUGGUGCGCGUUGUCCGCGAGGCUUCGCUCUCUCGUACAGAGAUACAGAUCCUGACCGACGCAUUGCUCGACAAACACCAUGAUCCUCUACCCGAACAUUCCGAAUGGUCCGAGGGCCCAAAUGAUCCAGUUCAGAAAUUGAAGAAGCAGUUAGCCGACAAAGAAAAGGCGCUGGCCGAUGAAGUUGAAGCUUCCCAAGCUUUGCAAGCCAAAUUGAAGGAAUUACGAACGAGCCUGAACGCAGAGCGCAGCCGGGCGAGCGGCGCCGUACGCACGCUGGAGGCGGAGCGCGCCCGCCACGAGCAGGCCGCGGCCGCCGCGCGCGUCGACCUGCACACGCACCAGGCGCGCCUGCAGCGGCUGCUCGACGACAACCACCAGCUCGCACAGGAGAAGCUUCACUUGCAAUCGCAAUUGAAUGCAGAAGCGGAAGUUCAAGCUCAACGAGUCCAGAUGGAGGUGCACAUUAAGCGAUUAACAGAGUCGGAGGCGGCGCUGGUGCAGCAGCUGGCGGGGCUGCAGAGCGAGGCGGCCGCGCACGCGCACGACGCCCGCCAGACGCGCCUCGAGCUGGGCGCCGCCCGCGACGCGCUGCUCAUGGCGCAGCAGCACGCCGCCGAACUGGCGCAACAACUGCAGGAUGCAAACCGUGCAUACACCGAACUAGAGCAGCACUCGCAACAAGAAAGAAGGCAAUUACAGGAACGACUCGCUGAGCUUCAAAAUGAAGUCCAGAGAUUGGCGAAUCAUGCUCAAACAGUCGAAGCGAACACAGAGAAACUAAAACAAGAAAGUGAAAAACAAAAACAACAGCUAUCCAAUGAGAUCAAAAUAAUAGGGGAGCAGCUGUCCGCACGCGAGGCCGAGCUCGCUGAGCUCAAACAGAUAAAGGCGGUGCCCGCACAGAACGGCUUGACGGCGGAUGACAAUGAACAAAAGAUAAGCAAAUCGGAGUUCGCGAAGGUGGAGAGCGUGGUGGCGGCGCUGCGCAGCGAGCUGGAGUCGGCGCAGGGCAGCAGCCGCGAGCAGCGCGACCAGCUCGAGCGGCUGCGCGACGAGCUGCACCGCCACAAGCACAAGAACGACGAGUUGCGAACUAAAAACUGGAAAGUAAUGGAGGCGUUACAGUCUGCCGAAAAGGCUCUCCAGUCGAGAACGGCAAGCGCGUUGCCGGCCCAAGACUCGUUGCGUGAGGCAGUGGCGAAGGCGCAAGAAACGCAACUGGCUGAAGUGGCCGCUGUGUUACGCGCCGCCUGCCCCGCCGCCGCGCCCCAUGACCCCUGCGCAGACCUCGCCUGGUUGAGAACCUUCGCCGACAACCUCGGACAAUUGCUGCUGCAGCAGAAGGACUUGCUGCUCAAGGAGACCGAGAAGCAGGCGACAGUGGUCACGGCGCCGCCCUCUGACGACCGACUCAAGGAGCUGGCCGAUCAGAACGAACACCUCCAGGGUCUCGUCGACAAAUACAAGACGAUCAUAGACGACACGGAGGGCGUGUUAAGCCGGCUACAGCAAAACGUGACGACAGAGGAACAGCGAUGGGCGCAACAGCUCGCCGACAAACAGCGGGAACUCGAUGAACUACGUCAGAGAACUGUUUCGCAGAUGCAGAAAAAGAUUGAUUCGUUGCAAGAAGAACUGGCGCAGGCCAAAUCAGCGCGACACAAUCACACGUUCGCCGACGCCGAGCGUCUCGCCGAGGAAAGACUGAUGGCGGGUUUGUCUGAUAAACAUACGGAUAUCAGCAACGGACCGUUACAGCUCGGCUUGGAAAAUAAAUAGCACUUGGAAACAGGAAGCUUGUACAAAGCGAUGUCGAGUGAUCAUUCCUAUCCGGAGAGCGACUGCCCGUGUAGGUAGCAUGCGGCGCGCUCCUAUACUUACGAUUAUUCGAUAAAUAAUUAUAAGUUUGUAAAGGACUCACAUCCGUUACUGUUACUCCCUCCAGUUUAAAAGGAAUCUAAUUUCGUCAAUGUCGCUCGUUCUUGUAUCUCAUUUCACUUUCAUCAACAGUUUAGUAACUAAAAUCUUUGUUUUAGUUUUUAUUUUUUUGUAAUGCCGUCCACUUAUACUCAAUAUUUGUUGGUGUAGUAAGAUACUUUGAUAAUGAUCUUAAAACCAUCCAGCCCAUGUGUCACUGUGUGAUUGUAAUAACACAUUUAAAAAAAAAAAAAGCUUCGAACUUAGAUUCCUAAAUUA
Messenger RNA from Bombyx mandarina (wild silkworm), 3369 nucleotides. RefSeq lists its product as uncharacterized. Gene Ontology annotation, cellular component: endoplasmic reticulum membrane. Lineage: Eukaryota; Metazoa; Arthropoda; Insecta; Lepidoptera; Bombycidae. The record is from RefSeq and is a predicted model, not a curated record.